UGAAGUAAAAGGUUUUAGGUAUAAUAUGGAGAGGGCAAAGGGUAAUGAGGAUGCUGAGAAGAAACCAAAUGAUGAUCAAUUGGCAACAAAACCGAUCGACGAAACUGUAACAAACGAUGGCGGCGGUGCAGCCAAAUCAUCAGUUGAAUCCGCGGAAAAAACCGCACCAACAAAAACUUCUGAAGAAAUACCAACGGCGAUAAAUGCAGCCAAAUCAUCAGUUGAAUCCAAGAAAAAAACCACACCACCAACAACAAAAACACAUGAAAUAAUAUCAUUGGAGAGAAACAAAGGCAAAUCAUCAAUUCAAUCCCCAAAAACCACAACUUCAACCGACACUACUACUGCUUCUGAAGUUGUUAAUUCGAGGACAAAUGGGGCUAGUUCAUUACAAAUAACCACACCAAAAGUGUCAUCAACAAAUGAUGCUGAAGUAGUGAAGAAUCUUAAUAAUAUUGGAGUGAAUUCAUUAUCAACUAAUAGUUAUAAAAAGUCUAAACAAACUGCUACUGCUGAUAAAGUGACCAUGCCAGAAGGAAAAGACUCAUUAACUGUCAAGGGAACUAAAUCUGCUGAUGAUCAUAAUAAUAACUCUGGAAGGAAGAAUGUGAGUAUUGAUGGUAAAAAGAACUCAGUUCCAAACCCGAAAGAUGAAUUCGGUGACAAAAAUGGAGUUUCUGGAGACUCAUCCGAUGGGGUUCGUCCUCCUGUGAAUUCCGGCAACGGCAAGUUACCAGAACAACCCGAUGACAAGAAGGAUCCUCCAAAAAAUGUCUAGCCACUAUCAAUUUGAGGAUGCAGUUGCUACUUAACUUCCACUUCCACAUACAUAUGUGCCCAGCAGCUUCAUAUGUAGUUUGGUUUGUUUUUGUGUUUCAUAUUUGAGAUAAUUAAUUAUCUCUUAAGGUUUGUAAUUGAUCACAUGAACUUUCUUAUUGUGAUCUAUAAUUAUAUGGUUUGCUUUAAUUAAUUAUGUGUGUGCUUGCCUCAAAUAUCUUUGUGGCUACCAACUUUAUAUGGUUUUGCUAUAAAAAUAAAGUGGAAGUAUGGCCUUAUUUAAUAU
Molecule: messenger RNA, 1063 nt
Organism: Cannabis sativa
Lineage: Eukaryota; Viridiplantae; Streptophyta; Magnoliopsida; Rosales; Cannabaceae
Exons: 3
Coding region: 26-778 (250 amino acids)
Source: RefSeq, a predicted model, not a curated record